CUCUCAUACACAGCAUUCACAUACUAUUAUGAAACCAACAUUAUUAGUGUUAUCAAAAGCUCCUGCUGUUCCUCGUUUCUUCAAAGAUAAUCAUAUGUCUUUGAACCAUUUUUUACUUCGAGGCCAAGUGAUCUCCUUAUAUCGCAAGUUCAUGAGAUGUACAAAAGGCAUGAAUAAAAACGAUGCUACUGAACUACGACAGUGGAUAAGGACCGAUUUUGAACGAUAUCGACAUGAACAUGACUUGGAUAAAAUCAAGAACUUGAUUACUGCAGGGCAACAUCAAAUGCAUACUUUACAAGGUUCGGUAUCUAUGGCUCAAACUGGUCGUCAUCAAUAAUCCUGUUUUUUUUUUUUUUUUUUU
This is a messenger RNA of Halteromyces radiatus, 364 nucleotides long. RefSeq lists its product as uncharacterized. The record is from RefSeq and is a predicted model, not a curated record. The transcript has 4 exons. NCBI's taxonomy places the organism in Eukaryota, Fungi, Mucoromycota, Mucoromycetes, Mucorales, Cunninghamellaceae. Bases 29 to 340 code for a protein of 103 amino acids. Gene Ontology annotation, cellular component: mitochondrion.